Messenger RNA from Solanum dulcamara, 483 nucleotides. RefSeq lists its product as uncharacterized. Bases 1 to 483 code for a protein of 160 amino acids. The record is from RefSeq and is a predicted model, not a curated record. The transcript has 2 exons. NCBI's taxonomy places the organism in Eukaryota, Viridiplantae, Streptophyta, Magnoliopsida, Solanales, Solanaceae.
AUGGAAGCUAAAGAGAUAGCUGGUGUGCUUGACAUUCCAAAUGUCACCAUGUGGAAGAAGAAUGCAGAGACAUUAAAUAGAAAAUUGGGUCCUUCACCCAAACCAUCUAUAGAGGAAGCUCCUAACUUGGAAUUGAAGCCACUUCUAGCCUAUCUCAGGUAUGCUUUUCUUGGUGUCAACAAUACUUUACCUGUAAUUCUCUCAUCAUCUUUAUUGGAUAAGCAGGUUGCAGAAGCCUUUGAACUGUUGAAGAAGAGAUUGAUUGAAGCCCAAAUCCUGAUAGCUCCUGACUGGGAGCUAUACUUUGAGUUGAUGUGCGAUGCGAGCGACAUAUUAGUCGGAGCAGUGCUAGGACAAAGGAAGGUGAAAAUAUUUUAUUCUAUCUACUAUGCCAGCAAGACUCUGGACUCAGCUCAGGCUAAUUAUAUUAUGACAGAGGAGGAGAUGCUUGCAUUGGUCUAUGCAUUUGAUAAAUUCUGCUAA